Molecule: messenger RNA, 285 nt
Organism: Rodentolepis nana
Lineage: Eukaryota; Metazoa; Platyhelminthes; Cestoda; Cyclophyllidea; Hymenolepididae
Source: the annotation of a GenBank genome assembly
AUGGGUCUCAACUUUCAAAAAAUGGCUUCAGCAGUUCGAAUCUAUUUGGAGAACGAACACGGAGAUAGAGAGGAGUUGCUUGAUCCUAACAGCGAAGUGGAACUUCGGAGUGACAAAUUUUUGCCGACUAAACGGGAUUUAGAUAGCAAAAGGAUUCGUGAAUCAAUCCUUUCCUCUUGGUUCAGAACAGCCAAUGAUCGUCAAAAGAAGCUUCGAACCCUAGUUGAGGAGUACAACGAACUCGUUCUUGCUGUUAACCAAGGUCAAGAGACUGCGAAAUCUUGA